Octopus bimaculoides (California two-spot octopus) is the source of this 3744-nucleotide messenger RNA. RefSeq names its product scm-like with four MBT domains protein 1. The record is from RefSeq and is a predicted model, not a curated record. NCBI's taxonomy places the organism in Eukaryota, Metazoa, Mollusca, Cephalopoda, Octopoda, Octopodidae. Gene Ontology annotation, cellular component: nucleus. Gene Ontology annotation, biological process: negative regulation of DNA-templated transcription. Gene Ontology annotation, molecular function: histone binding; chromatin binding.
GUUUCGGGUUCUGCGCAUGCGUAUUCUAUCCGUUGCCAUUUUGUUCAGUAUUGCUUCUCAUUCAGAUGGAGUUGAGUUUCUCCGUUCAACGAUGGACGACGGAAAAAACUGUCAGUGUGACAAACUCACUGAAGAUGAAUCUAAAUAGACUACUUGGAGACUCAGUAAUAGAAAACACAAGAAAAUAUAGAUGAUUCCAGUGAUAGAAAAAUCUUGGGUGUUGGAUAUCACGUACAAGCAGUUAGUGAAGUCAGUCAUAUACCAGUUGAACAUUUCUACUGUUCUGACUAAAGAAUGAAGGAACAAUUUAGUGCUGCUCUGAUUAAUCACACCACACAAAUGAAACCAACAUUCCCUGCUGGCAUUCCUGCCAAUAUGCAUUGCACUCCUGUUACCACUCUUGGGGCAUUUACCACUACUCAGGUGUUGUCUCCAGUCUACUUACCUGCUAACUUUCCAGGCUUCUCACAACCGGUAUUUACUAAUAACCAACUGUUUGUGAGUACUCCGCCCACUGUAGUUUUGCAGCCUAAUUUCCAGUGUCUACAGAGCAUUCCUACUGCUAGUCUGACCAAUACAUUCCCAGCUGUCAACGCGAUAGAGCCCGUGUCGACUACAAAUGUAGAGGCUGCUGAUGAACCAGUGCUGCUUGAGGAGGAGGACCCCAAUGAGGAGUUGGUGAUUACAAAUUCCAAAGAGCAGAACUACGAACAGAACCAAGAAGAAACGGAAGUGGGAAGUUCUGUAUGUGAGGAAGGGAAAGACGAAGUGUCCGUCGACCUUGACUCGGACGCUUCCUGUGAGAUUUGCCCCGACACUGACAACAAGUCCGUCGACUCGGUUAUACUGACCGAGAAGUAUGACCAGUUCGUGUCGUCUGAGUCUCCGGUCUCCGAGAAUGUUGAAGAGGAAGAAGAGGAGGAGGACGAAGAAGAGGAGGAAGAGGAAGAUGAGGAGGAUUAUACCGAAGAGAUAAGUAGUCAGAAUCCCAGUGAAGUACCAGUCUCUCCGAGUGGCUCUGAAGAAAUUCCUGAUCCUCACUGUAACCUGGACAUGUGUGAAGAUACAGAAGAUGGUCUACUAGAGACUUACGAGGAACCAGACUUUGUGUGGGAGGAAUAUCUUCAGGAGACUGGGGCUCUAGAAGUGCCACCAACAGCAUUCAAACAUGUUGAGUGCAGCUUACAGAGUGGUUUUGUGAAAGGGAUGAAGUUAGAAGUUGCAGUGAAGUCCACUCCUGACACAUAUUGGGUGGCUUCGGUUAUCAUGACUUGUGGCCCUCUUCUCCGUCUUCGUUAUGAUGGUUAUGGUGACGAUGGAUCAGCCGAUUUUUGGCAUGAUCUUACUGCCUCAGAAAUACACAGUAUUGGCUGGUGUGCCCAAAAUAAUAAAACACUAAUGCCUCCUGAUGAACUCAAAAACAAGAUUGGAAAUUGGCGGGACUUUUUAACAACUUCCCUUGUUGGAGCAGCUACUGCUCCUUUGUACCUGCUUGAUAAGACAACUGGAACAACUCCUGUUGAUCAAAUAAAGCAAGGUAUGCGUCUAGAACUGCAGGACCAUAUCAACCCCAAUCAUGUUUGGAUUGUGAAAGUGUUGGAGAAUGUUGGUGGACGUUUAUAUUUACGUCAGGAAGGUCUAAACCACUCUGAAACUGACUUCUGGCUAUUCUACCUCAAUCAUUUGCUUCACCCCAUUGACUGGGCAAAGCAGAACAAUUAUGAAUACUCUCCUCCCAAAGAGUAUGAAGAUCAGUAUACGAAAGAAGAAUGGGAUGAGAUUUUCCAGGAGGCUUUAAAGGAAGCUGAAGCAAUGCCACUCCCUGUUGAUAUAUUCAAGGAUCAGAUUGAAAUCCGCAGGCAUAAUUUCAAAGCUGGAUGGAAGCUUGAGGCUGUGAACCCAGUGACAAAGAACGAAAUUUGUCCUGCUACUGUAAUUGAUGUUAUUGAUGAUAAAUACUUCAUUGUCGAAAUUGAUGAUGUUCGACCCCUCAAUGAACGUUCAUACAUCCGAUUUGGUUGCCACAUCGACUCACCUGGUAUCUUUCCUGCUAUGUGGUGCAGGAGGAAGGGAAUUCAUUUGAAAAAACCAGCAGGUUGGGACGGAGAGUUUGAUUGGGCAGAAUACCUUUCCAAUAUAGAUUGUAAAGCUGCUCCUCGCAAUUGCUUUGGAUCAGUUUGCAUGGAUGUUCCUUACCAUCAGUUCCAGCGUGGUCUGAAACUUGAGGCUGUAAAUCCAGAUAAUAGCAACCAGAUAUGUGCUGCUACUAUUACAAAGAUUGUUGACAGACUGAUGUGGAUUCACCUGGACAACAGUUCUAAAAUGAAAGCGAGUUUUAUCGAAGACAUCGACUCGCACAAUCUUUUUCCAGUUGGCUGGUGUGAGAGCAACGGGUACCAGCUGAAUCCUCCACGAAGAACUGGCUUUAGGCGACCUCACAAACAAGUUGCUGUUGUGCAGCCUGAACCAGUGACAAUUGAAAGUCAUUUAUCAGCCACAGAUACAUACAAUAAAAUUAAAAAUGUCAAUAUUGAAGAGGACACGUGGUGCCCUAAGAUAUACUACAAUCACCGUUGCUUUUCUGGUCCCUAUCUGGCAAAGAGUCGCAUAGCUGAGCUGCCUAAAUCAAUUGGUCCUGGCCCCAUCAAACUAGUCAUGACGGAAGUACUGACUAUGUUGAUUAAUGUGGCCUAUAAAUCCAGUCGUGUGUUACGUGAGUUACAAGUGGAUGGAGAAGACAACCCUAACAUGCAUCAACAAGUUUUAAAAGCAAAAUACAAGGGCAAGAGUUAUCGUGCUGCUGUUGAGCUGUGCCGAAAUGUGAAACAGCUUGACGAGUUCUGUCGACAGAUAUGUAUUAAGCUUGAAUGUUGCCCGAAUUUGAUUAGUCCACACUGUAUUGAUGAUGACUGUCCCGAAAACUGCUCUCAACUCACCAAAACAAAAUAUAUUCCAGCCUAUUACUAUGGUAAGAAAAAGCGGAAAAUCGGUCGACCUCCAGGAGGUCACAGCAAUCUAGAGAAUGGUCCUAGGAAAACUGGGAAACGAAGAAAGAAAAGGAAAGGAAGUUUGAGUCGUAAAUCAAGAUCGUCCAUGGAUGAUAUUUAUGCUGAUGAUGUUACUGCUGAAAAUUCCAACACUGUCUCUGAGAAGCGGUCUGCCUCACCAUCCAGUGAAAAUAAUUCCUCCAAAAGUGAUACUAAAAAGACUUCUGAUAGUAAACCUGCAAUUAAAAGAAAAUACACUCACCAUGUUCCUCCACGUUCAGAAAUUCAUACUCGAGGUGCUAAGCUUCCAAAAUAUAGUUUUGAAAGGAAAACCCAUAAAAAGAUCCUUAUUACCCCUGCUCCACCAUCUAGUUCUGCCAAGUCCUUACCGUCUCCAACAACUGAGGCAGCACUUCCUAUCACCGUAUCUGUGCUAUGUGCCGAAAAAAAAAAGAAAAGAAAAAGGUACCCAUGGCAGAGGAAAACCGAGCCAAUAUCUCCGAAAGAAGAAAUAUCUAUAAAGAAAGAAGAAGAAAAUGAUGACAUGUGUGUCGAUAUAUUGUCAAACCCUCUUUAUUGGACUGUUAGUGAUGUGGUUAGUUUCAUAAAAAGUACGGAUUGUGCACAGUUUGCUCGUCUCUUUAGACAAGAGGUAAUAUAUGUUUAUAUUAUACAUAUUCUUUAUUCUAUCAAAAAAGUUUGUCGUUUAACUCUGCCCAUGCUGGGGCACCAUUUUCAGUGAUUUAUAUAUUAAUCU